Molecule: messenger RNA, 2001 nt
Organism: Fonsecaea multimorphosa CBS 102226
Lineage: Eukaryota; Fungi; Ascomycota; Eurotiomycetes; Chaetothyriales; Herpotrichiellaceae
Exons: 6
Coding region: 1-2001 (666 amino acids)
Biological process (GO): positive regulation of transcription from RNA polymerase II promoter by galactose; DNA-templated transcription
Cellular component (GO): nucleus
Molecular function (GO): RNA polymerase II cis-regulatory region sequence-specific DNA binding; zinc ion binding; DNA-binding transcription factor activity, RNA polymerase II-specific
Source: RefSeq, a predicted model, not a curated record
AUGGACGACCCAGGAAGCGUGCACGCCAGAGCUGCGAUACCUGCAAAGCGCUGUGUGGGUCGCGCCGGCGAGAGUUGCCAAUACUGCAAGACACAGGGUGUACCGUGUGAAUUCAACCUGAACGGCAGGAAGCGACCAUUCUAUAGGGUUUCCGGCGAUGUCUUUGACCAUUCCAUCAAGCUGCUCCGCCAGUUCGUAUCAGAAGAAGAGCUGCCUGACUUGACGGUCGACAAUAUUCAGAAAGUCCUCACCAAGUUGGAAAUGCGCUCUAGUAGCCGCGCUGUAGUGGAAACGCCAUCCAGGGAAAUCGAAAGCAGCGGUGCCGACAUUGGCGUCGACGAUACUCACCCUGCCCCUGAUGAGACUCAAGAGGUCGUGGAAAGUGAUGAACACCCACUCUUGCAAGAAGACUUGGGUUGCAUGGUAUUGGAUUCUCUGGGAAAGUAUCGUUAUGUCGGAGCAGAGUCUUCCAUUCGCUGGAACCAUGCUGCUCGAAUGGCAUGCACGAGCUCAGUCUAUCUGGAUCCAAAAGUCGUAUCACCCUUGAAGACCGGUUUGUUGCCUCCCCUCACGCCAGACAGCCCAAGUACCACCCAAACUGCAGAUGUUUACUUGCCAUGUCGUCAGCUCUGUACGCAAUAUGUGACGAGAUUUUUUGAGCAUAUCCAUUGCCUUUACUGGUUCUAUUCGACAGAACAAUUUUUCACACGCCUCGAGAGCACCUUGCAUGAUCGAGGUGCAACAGCAACCGCUUCAUGGCUGUGUUCGCUCUAUUCGAUAUUUUCUUUGGGAAGCAUGCGACCAGGAUCUCAUACUGCACGAUCUAGCACAGAUGUGCCUCAGGAUUGCAAGAAUACAGCCGACUAUCUUGCCUUGGCAAAGGAGCAAUCAUCGGCCGCCGCAGAUGAGGCCGAUAUAGAGACAAUCAAAGCUUUCGGGCUCUUAGCCUUAGCAAUGCAUGGCUCCUGUUACAGUAUGGCUGCCUACCUCAAUGUGGGAACAGCAGUCAAGAUUGCUUUUUCACUUGGACUACAUCGAGACAUGUGCUCAAGGACUCAGGAUCUAAUCGAAAGAGAGAGAUGCAGGCGGUUAUGGUGGACGAUCUACACGAUGGACCAUGAAAUCGCGAUUCGGCUAGGAUAUCCCUGCGCGAUCGUUGAUGAUGCUAUCUUCAUGAAUAUCCCACCAGCGUGCGAACAGGCAAGUUUCAGAGCCCUCGAUUUAACAACCGAUUGCUCACGCUAUCAGGCUCUGUCACUGAGUCUGGUAAAGCUCAGAAAGAAGAUCAGCUAUGACUGCUUCCUUGAACCGGCACAAUCAGGCGGUCGGUUGCCGAUAAAAAGAGUGUUCAAUAGUUUAACCUGUCAGUAUAGGUGGCUGGAGAGCGUGCCUUCGUACCUCCACUGGAAGUCUUCUCUUCCGCCUCAACAUCGACGAGCAGUUGCAGUGCUCCACUUGCGAUACUGGGUCUCCAUCAUCUUCAUCACACGGCCUUUCCUCCUCUUCUCGGUCACGAAGCCUUCCCGGUUCACUGUUCCAGCAAAACAGAAAUGUUAUGAGGAAUUAAGUACCAGGUGUAUCCAAGCGGCCGAGAGGGCGGUGGAGGUUGUGAAGCAUAUGAGAGAGGCGGAAAUACUGUCGAGCAUGACCCUCUUUGAUUGUCACUCAAUUGGAGAGGUGAUGUGGAUCCUGAUACUUGCAUUUCAGAAGCACAGCAACGACGAAUAUCGACAGCUUAUCAGGUUCUGCCUGGACACCCUCAAGAGUAUGGAUCAAGUAGGUUGGUGUGAGAAGGUCUUGCCUGAUCUCGAAGCAAGAGUUCAAGAAAGUGGUGCCUUGGAUCCAGCAGGCCCGGUCGGAAGCUCACGUCAAACGCUUCCCGAACGAAUACCUCCACAAACAAACGCAGGCACCAGGCUUGACGACAGCGUGAUGACGCAGGCACCUCUUUCCGAACCUUCUCAAGCCUUAGAAGACUCAUUCGAUUUCCCUGACUUGUAA